Myodes glareolus (Bank vole) is the source of this 855-nucleotide messenger RNA. Lineage: Eukaryota; Metazoa; Chordata; Mammalia; Rodentia; Cricetidae. The record is from RefSeq and is a predicted model, not a curated record.
AUGGGAGUAGGAGACUCAGAGGCUGUGCUUGGGGUGGAGGUGGGAGAUCAUGAUAGAGGAAGGAAGAAUAUUACCUUAGAUGUGAAUUAAACAGGAACUGUGACCGGUGAAGAAUUCAGAAAUUUGAUGAUUAAUAUCCCAGUCCCCACUCUGAAGAAAGGGAAAAAUAUCCAGAAACGUCUGGCUGGUGAUGUGCCCAAAUUUAUAAACUGGAGAAAGAAAGGCUAUGUCACCCCUGUGCGGAGACAGGGUAGGUGUCCUGCUUGUUGGGCUUUUUCUGUGGUUGGUGCCAUAGAAGGACAGAUGUUCCGGAAAACCGGCAAACUGAUUCCUCUGAGUGUCCAGAACCUAGUGGACUGUUCUAGACCUCAAGGUAACAGGGGCUGUUUUGGAGGCAAUACAUUCCUUGCACUGCAGUAUGUGAAAGAAAACGGAGGUCUGGAGUCCGAGGCAACCUAUCCAUAUGAAGAAAAGGAAGGGCCCUGCAGAUACAGUCUGGAAAAUUCUACUGCUAGUAUCACAGGCCUUGUGUUAGUACCAAAGAGUGAGAAGACCCUAAUGAAUCUCGUGGCAACUAUAGGACCCAUUUCUGUUGCAGUCGAUGCAAGACAUGAUUCUUUCCAGUUCUACAAAGGAGGCAUUUAUCAUGAGCCAAACUGCAAUAGUUCUAUUGUCACCCAUGCUAUGCUGCUGGUCGGCUACGGCUUUGAAGGAAGAGAGGCAGAUGGCAGGAAAUACUGGCUGGUCAAGAACAGCAUGGGUAAAAAGUGGGGCAUUAGAGGCUACAUGAAGAUCGCCAAAGACCAGAGAAACCACUGUGGAAUUGCUACAUAUGCCAUGUACCCUACAGUGUGA